GGCCCCGCGGCGGGCCCGGGCGCGGGGUGCGGGAAGUAUAAGAUAUUCCGGGGACACUGUAGGAAGAACCCAGUCCAGCAAGAAUAAAGCUGGCCAGACACACCAAAAAAUGGAUGUAUUUGAUUUUACUGGCACUUCUGAGAAAGAUGAAGAACCUUAUGAAACAUUUGAUCCCCCCUUGCACAGCACCGCCAUCUAUGCUGAUGAAGAGGUGUUCUCUGCCCCAUCCGGCCCUUCCUCUCCGGCAGGAAAAGAAGCAAAGAGAAGUUCCAACACUUCUGAAACCGAAGCAAGUGAAAAUGAGUCUCUGAAAGUGGGUGCAAAGAAAACGCCACGAAGAAAACACAAGCCAGUCAUUGAUAAAUCGGAAAGCAGCGAUGAGUUCGAUGGACGAAGCCAAGUUAAGCCCGUGGAGAAAACCAAUACACACCAUCAAACUCCUUCAGCGAGAGCCUCUUCCAGACUUGCAGGGGCACCCGCCCAGCCGGCCACCGCUGCAGAGGAGGGGGCCCUGAGCGGCGGGUCAGCUGUGGAGCGAGAGGCCCGAGAAGGGGGAAGCCCAGCGGAAGUUCGGAAAAAGAUGUCUCGCAGCAAAAAGAAGAAAUCAAAAAAUGAGGAUUCAGAUACUGCCGACUAUGCACACGCUUGGUGUCUGGAAGGACAGAGCAGGAGUGACAUCACGGAGUUGGGUGUCAUUUUGUCUGCCUUUGAGGACAUCUGUCUGAAAUAUAAAAAAAAUCUAGAAUCUAAAAUUUUUAAGGAAACCAUCAGUAAAUUCCAUUCACAUGUAAAAGAAGAGCUCAUCAAAAUGCUUAAAGAAGCUCAGAAGGGGAAAACUCUGAAAAGAAAGAAUGCUAAGAUUAUUUCAGAUAUCGAAAAGAAAAGACAGCGUUUGAUUGAAGUCCAGGAUGAACUGCUUCGUUUAGAACCACAGCUGAAACAACUACAAACAAAAUAUGAUGAACUUCAGGAGAGAAAAGCCGCCCUUAGUAAUGCAGUAUAUUUCUUAUCUAAUUUAAAACAUAUUCAUGAUUAUUCGGAUUUUCAAGAGAAAAGAAAUAACAUGAAGAAAACGUAUGACUCAUCCAGCCUUCCUGCUCUGCUAUUUAAGGCAAGAACUCUUUGGAGAGCUGAAACCCAUCUGCAGAGUAUCAACCGUCAACUAGAGACGCUCCUUGACCAGGGACAAGCUUCUAAAGAUUAGUCUCAUGCUACUGUUACAUUCUAAAAUGGUAUCUUUGUUCCUUGGGGAGAUAGAAAAUGGUUUAAAUUAAAUGCUAGGAGCAAGUUUAGCAUCUGUUUGACUGUGCAGUUGUUAUUGUGAUGACAGUUAACUCCAGAUGUUUAAGCUGAAGUGAUGACUACGCCAAAGUCAAUUUUCAAUAAAUAUGGUUUAAUAAAUUA
Messenger RNA from Sorex fumeus (smoky shrew), 1404 nucleotides. It is a transcript of the gene CENPU, whose product is annotated as centromere protein U. The record is from RefSeq and is a predicted model, not a curated record. Lineage: Eukaryota; Metazoa; Chordata; Mammalia; Eulipotyphla; Soricidae. The coding region runs from base 110 to 1204 and encodes 364 amino acids. The transcript is spliced from 13 exons. Gene Ontology annotation, cellular component: nucleus.